AGGUGAGGGGAACGUCCAAGGUAACACGUCUUCGACCUCUUCGUCAGACCCGCCCUCUACACUCAUGCUAUCCGCUCUAGGCAGGAGAGAGGUCACGAUAGUAUUGGCCGUUAUUUUGGCCUCUGUCGUCGCUUGUUUGUUGACGCCCUGUGCGCAGGGUUUCGUGUUGACGACGGGGGCAGCGAGGGGAUUGAAGAGGACGGAGGGGUUGAGAGUAGGCGGCUUGCGCGAAGAGGAGGGACGAAGAAGAAUAAGAGCAGGGGCUUCAUCGGCUCCUCCAUUGGUGAGGUUGCAGCUGCAGUUGGAUCUGGGCCUUGGGGCCGAGGAAGAAGGAGGGGAUUUUUAUAAUCCGGAUGGGAUCAAGGAAGGCGACCUGGUGGAGAUCAUCGCAGACAGCACCUUCUACUCCAUCCCAAAGGCUCCCAAGGAGGGCGUCAACCCCAAAGUUUACUGACCCUUACAAGUUCAUGGGCCACUUUGAGUUUCGGGAGGUGAAGAGAGUGUGAGCGAGGGAGAGGGGGGGGAGGCAGUGCGGUCGUGUGGAGGUGGUGAUGCAGGGGAAGGGAGGGGAAGGACGAUGAGAGAGGAAGCAUGAGAUAGGUCCUGAAUUGACUUCAAAAGUAGAAGGCCGUACCAAGCGCCCAAAUGUGUUAUUAAUUGCAGCAAAGUCGCGCAUGCGAAGGCACCUUUGUGUCGUAAUUGAGGUGUCUGAGCGCGCUUCCCUUUGUUUCUGAGUGGAUGCAGUGCCCUUGAAAGUAUCUGACACCUGCUGCCCCACGCGUCGGCUUGAUAUGGAUAUCAAGGCGGUCUCCGAUGUGAGAAGAAGUUUGUCAACCGUGGAAAGAAAGACGGCACUCUGCGAUACAGAUGCCUCGAGGAUGG
Molecule: messenger RNA, 882 nt
Organism: Nannochloropsis gaditana CCMP526
Exons: 4
Coding region: 65-454 (129 amino acids)
Source: RefSeq, a predicted model, not a curated record